AUGCUUUCAGCGGGCUUCAGCGAAGCUGUCGUUUACGGUGGUGGUAGCAUGGAUGAGUAUGACAACCUGCAGGAGUGGAGGGAGGCGAACUAUACAGGAGGAGGCAAUAAGGCAAAGAAGAGGAUUGUAUACGGUGGCACAGAAAUGGCUAAUGCGAUAGAGUUUAAAGAUGAGCAGUCCUUAGGGAGAAAGUACCAAGUAAACUUUAGAUUCGGAAGCUAA
Molecule: messenger RNA, 222 nt
Organism: Fusarium venenatum
Lineage: Eukaryota; Fungi; Ascomycota; Sordariomycetes; Hypocreales; Nectriaceae
Source: RefSeq, a predicted model, not a curated record